CACACUUUCUCUCCCCGUCUAAUAAACCAUCAUCUCCUCCUCCUCCUCGUUCCCAAGGUAUCAUGAAGCUGCAGGAGAUCAUCCGUUCCCCGCCGUCCAAGACCAUUGAGAUGUACAUCCGCCAGGGCCACCCCGACAACUACCGGGACAUUUUGAAGGAGGUGAAGCACAAGGAGAUCUUCAGCAUCAUCGUGGACACGCUGCCGGGGAACAUGCGCCUCUUCCUACGAUGUCUCCUGCAGCUUCAGAUGAACGACUACCGCUACCACUACCUCUUCACUACCUUCGACAUCGAAACCUUUGACCUGGAGGACUUCAAAUACAACUACGUCAACAUGACUGCCUUCAGGAUCGUGGACACGGCCAACAGACAGGUCCUGAAGAUCCUGAAGGACAUGGAGAAGUUUCAACCCAUUGGUCACUCCAUCCUUAACAAGACUUCCAUUAUUAAGUUAACACUGAGAGGCCUCCCGCUGUUCCUGCACCCGCCUCAGAUGUGGUCACUCUUGAAUAUGAGGACAAAGGAAGAGUUUCGUUAA
This is a messenger RNA of Eriocheir sinensis (Chinese mitten crab), 539 nucleotides long. Its product is annotated as glutamate receptor ionotropic, kainate 2-like. NCBI's taxonomy places the organism in Eukaryota, Metazoa, Arthropoda, Malacostraca, Decapoda, Varunidae. The transcript has 5 exons. The record is from RefSeq and is a predicted model, not a curated record. Bases 63 to 539 code for a protein of 158 amino acids.